Molecule: messenger RNA, 837 nt
Organism: Fonsecaea multimorphosa CBS 102226
Lineage: Eukaryota; Fungi; Ascomycota; Eurotiomycetes; Chaetothyriales; Herpotrichiellaceae
Exons: 2
Coding region: 1-837 (278 amino acids)
Biological process (GO): fatty acid beta-oxidation
Cellular component (GO): mitochondrion
Molecular function (GO): enoyl-CoA hydratase activity
Source: RefSeq, a predicted model, not a curated record
AUGUCUCUCAGAUCAAGACCACUGCAGUUCCAGCAUUUUUACGUCUCUUUCCCGCAUGAAAAAAUCGUUCAGGUCACUUUGAACAGACCUGAGAAACUUAACAGUAUCAACAAAGCCACGAGCGGCGAAAUCCAACAAAUAUGGGAGCUUUUCGACCAAGAUGAAAGUCUAUGGGUCGGCAUCAUCACAGGCGUGGGGAGAGCUUUCUGUACUGGAGCAGACCUGCAAGAAUACAAACCUUCGACAGAAUGGAACGAGAUGAACAAAAUUGGUAUGAUCAACGACAUGUCUGCUCCCGGUCUCGCAGGACUGCCCCGUCGAGCUGGUAAAAAGCCGAUCAUUGCGGCGGUGAAUGGUAUAUGCAUGGGGGGCGGCUUCGAGAUGGUGGCCAACUGCGAUCUCGUCAUAGCUUGCUCCUCGGCGAUUUUCUCCCUACCGGAGGUGAAGCGAGGGAUCGUCCCUGUGGCGGGCUGUCUACCACGGCUGACACGUACCCUCGGGCUGCAACGUACUACCGAUCUCGUUCUUACCGGCAGAAACGUGAGGGCCAAGGAGCUUCAUGACUGGGGCCUUGUUAGUCGACUGGUGGAAUCUGCUGCUGAGGUUGUUCCCCUGUCAAUUCAAGUCGCACAGGACAUGUGCAGGAACAGUCCGGAUGCAUUGAUUGUUGGUCGGCUAGGUAUUCGGCAGAGCUGGGAAACGGGUAGCGUGGAGGAAGCCGUGUCGACUCUUGCUGAUCGAUGGUAUCCUCGCCUGAUGGCCGGACCUAACUUCUCAGAAGGGAUUCAGGCAUUUGUGGAGAAACGGUCACCAGACUGGAUAGAUUCGAAGUUAUAG